Molecule: messenger RNA, 1905 nt
Organism: Merops nubicus (carmine bee-eater)
Lineage: Eukaryota; Metazoa; Chordata; Aves; Coraciiformes; Meropidae
Gene: XPR1
Product: xenotropic and polytropic retrovirus receptor 1
Exons: 11
Biological process (GO): phosphate ion transport; cellular response to phosphate starvation
Cellular component (GO): cytoplasm; plasma membrane; Golgi apparatus
Molecular function (GO): inositol hexakisphosphate binding
Source: RefSeq, a predicted model, not a curated record
AACCUGAACUUCACUGGCUUCCGCAAGAUCUUGAAGAAGCAUGACAAGAACCUGGAGACAGCACGGGGAGCAGAAUGGCGGGUGGCUGAGGUGGAGGUGGCCCCCUUCUACACCUGCAAGAAGAUCAACCAGCUUAUCUCAGAAACAGAGGAAGUGGUGACCAAUGAGUUAGAAGAUGGAGACAGACAGAAGGCUAUGAAACGUUUGCGUGUCCCACCCUUAGGAGCAGCUCAGCCUGUACCAGCCUGGACUACAUUCAGGGUUGGAUUGUUCUGUGGGUUGUUCAUUGCACUGAACGUCACUGUCAUACUUUCAGGUGUGGCUUUUAUAGAGGGACCAAAUGUGUGGCCACUAGUGAGAAUCUAUCGAGGUGGCUUUCUCCUGAUAGAAUUCCUCUUUCUCCUGGGUAUCAACACAUAUGGCUGGAGACAGGCUGGAGUGAAUCACGUCCUCAUUUUCGAACUCAAUCCCCGCAGCAACUUGUCCCAUCAACAUCUGUUUGAGAUUGCUGGUUUCCUGGGGGUUCUGUGGUGCCUGAGCCUGCUGGCAUGUAUAUAUGGUAAAUUCACCUACAUCCCUAUGCAGGUGAAUCCACUCAUCUUGUAUGGCUUCAUGUUGCUUUUUCUCAUCAACCCUACCAAAACCUUGUACUACAAGUCCCGUUUUUGGCUGCUCAAACUAUUGUUUCGAGUGUUCACUGCUCCCUUCCACAAGGUAGGCUUCGCAGAUUUCUGGCUGGCUGAUCAGCUCAACAGCCUGGUGGUGAUACUCAUGGAUCUGGAAUACAUGAUCUGCUUCUACAGCUUUGAGGUUCAGUGGGAGGACAAUGCGGGACUUCUGGCGAAUACAGAUAAUCAGAUUUGUUACAGCUACUCCUACGGAGUGAGAGCAGUUGUCCAGUGCAUCCCUGCUUGGUUGCGAUUCAUCCAGUGCCUGCGCCGUUACCGUGAUAACAAACGGGCCUUUCAUCUGGUUAAUGCUGGAAAAUAUUCCACCACCUUCUUCGUGGUGACAUUUGCAGCUCUCUACAGCACUCACAAAGCUAAAAACCACAGUGACACCCAAGUGUUCUUCUACCUGUGGAUUAUCUUCUAUUUCAUCAGCUCAUGCUAUACCCUAAUUUGGGACCUGAAGAUGGACUGGGGUCUCUUUGACAAAAAUGCUGGUGAAAAUACCUUUCUUCGAGAAGGAAUUGUCUACCCACAGAAAGCAUACUACUAUUGUGCCAUUGUAGAAGACGUGAUCCUGCGUUUUGCGUGGACUAUCCAGAUCUCCCUCACUUCCAUGCAAAUCUUUCCGUACGCUGGGGACAUCAUUUCUACUGUUUUUGCCCCACUUGAGGUGUUCCGGCGGUUUGUGUGGAACUUCUUCCGCCUGGAGAACGAGCACCUGAACAACUGUGGUGAGUUCCGUGCCGUGAGGGACAUCUCCGUGGCACCGCUCAACGCCGACGACCUGACGCUCUUGGAUCAGAUGAUGGACCAGGAAGAUGGCGUACGAAACCGCCGCAAGAACAAGCAGUGGAAGCGCAGCCAGAGCGUGUCCUUGCGCAGACCUCGUCUUGCUUCACAGUCCAAGGCUUCUGACACUAAGGUGUUGAUAGAGGACCUUGCGAAUGAAGUGAACACAUGAGGUGGCCAUGGUCUCUUAUUCCACGUCCUUUGUUUUCUCGUUCUGUUCCCCUCUUCCCCAAGUAACCCGAUCUCUGGUACAGUUCCAGCUGAAAACAGGAGAAAACACUGAACACGUUUUCCGAGCUCUUCCAGACCAGAUCCUAUGGACUCCAACAAGCUCACUGUGUUUCGUUUCUUUUCUUCUGGGUUAAUUUUAAUGUUCUAUUUUAAAAAAAAAAAAAUAAAAUAUUUUACUUUGUUUUGCCAAUAAAGAGGACAGUUCGGGAAAGAA